CUCUGCUAGGAUUACAGUUUUCUCGCCUUUGCUUUCUCUCUCUUCACAUCCAAAAUCAUCAAAUUUUCAAGAAUUGGGUUUCUUUGAAUCUCAAUAAUCCACUCAAACAACAAAAAACAAUUGAAUUUGGGUUUGGGAAUGCUGGAAGAAAUCUAUGAAAGAGUGAUUUUCUCCUGCAAAAUGUUGGGCCCUUUUACUGAUUUCGCUCCUUUCUUUAUACCCUUUUCAAAACCUAUGUCUCAUCGUUCUCUCAUCGGUGGUAAUCAUACCUCUGCUCGUUUCUGUUCCCGGUAAUCCAUUCUUUUCAGAAAACCCCUCUUCUCUCCUCUCCAAUUUUGGGUACCCAUUCUUUUUUCUUCUUCUAUAUACUUGCAAAAAAUUCGUUGUAGAUAUUCAUUUUUGAAAAGUAAAAGGAGCGAUUUUGAUGGAUCAUAGUACGGGAAAACCGGGAUUUUUUAGGAAUGUUUUGGUACGUUUAUGCCUUUUUUGUGUUGUGAUUGUCUGUUGUCGGUUUGCUUAUGUGGUGACUCUCAAAGGGGAAACUUGUGACCUCGGCGAUUUUUGUUUCUUCUCUUUACCGGAAAAUCUCAAUGUUAUUUCCGGCGUCGGACAGCUCGCUGGGUCUGUAUCAGCGGUCAUGACCACCGAAACUGCCGGAAAAUCUGCUCCGGCGAAGCCCAAACUUCCCGAUCUAUGGGCGAACAAAGAUUUCCAAAAGUCGGCCCAGUUUUAUUCUUCGGUGUUUGAGGAUCUUGUUGCGGAGGGUUUUUUGAACCCAAAUUCGAAAACCCUUUGCGUUGAAACUCCGAUGGGUGCUGAUGUUUUUGCGUUGAGGGAAAUUGGGGUUGCCGAUUCCGUUGGGAUUUACAAGAAAGGUUCAAAGCCUUUGGUGAUUACAGGUAAAGCUGUUAAACAACCCUUUGAAGAUGAUACAUUUGAUUUCAUAUUUUCCGGUGCCGGAAUGAUAGAUAAGUCACUUAAGCCGGGAGAUUUCGCGGCGGAGAUUUGCCGGACUCUGAAACCCGAAGGGUUUUUGGUUGUCCAUACAGGUUCUAAUGAUACAUACAGUUUCAAUUCAUUCCUUCAUUUGUUUAAUUGUUGUACAUUGAUUAAGUCUAGGAAUAUUGAUGGUUUCGAUUCGACUAUUCGUGAGAUUGUUAUGAAAAAGGAUGUAUUUGUUGAAGAAAAAGUGAGUGAUUCCAAGAACAAUUGUCGUCAUGUUCCCGAUUAUAAAAUGAAACUGAUUAAAAAAGCUGAGCCUUUGAUUAAAGAGGAACCUAAGAAACCAUGGAUUACACUUAAGAAGAAUGCACAGAGCAUUAAGUACUUGUCGUCCAUGGCGGAUAUUAGUUUUAAGCAGAGAUAUGUCUAUGUUGAUGUUGGUUCGAGGAGUUAUGGUUCAAGCAUUGUGAGUUGGUUCAAGAAACAGUAUCCUAAGCAAAACAAGACCUUUGAGAUAUAUGCUGUUGAGGCUGACAAGACUUUCCAUGGGCAGUAUAAGGAGAAGAAAGGGGUUACUUUGUUGCCAUAUGCAGCUUGGGUUAAGAACGAGACGUUGUCGUUUGAGAUUAAUCAAGAUCCGGGUCAUAAAGAUGUGGCAAAAGGAAGAGGGAUGGGAAGAAUUCAACCUGUUGAAUCUUCUAGUGAAUCUGCAAGUGAGGUGGAUGUAAUCCAAGGUUUUGACUUUGCUGAAUGGUUGAUGAGCGCGGUGUCGGAGAAGGAUUAUGUGGUGAUGAAGAUGGAUGUUGAAGGGACUGAAUUCGAUUUGAUCCCGAGAUUGAUUGAAACAGGAGCAAUUUGCUUGAUUGAUGAAGUGUUUCUUGAAUGCCAUUACAAUAGGUGGCAGAAAUGCUGCCCUGGGGAGAGGUCUUCAAAGUAUCCGAAUACGUAUAGCCAGUGUUUGGAUCUCUUCACUUCUCUAAGAGAAAGUGGAGUUCUUGUUCAUCAAUGGUGGUAAUCAUCAAUAAUACAGUCUAGUUUCCCUAGCUCUUUAGUUCUUAUAUAUUUGUAGUUCUUACACAACAGGCCAAAAAUUCUCUCCUUUACUUUAAAUUUUCGUAUGUAUGUACUGUUUGC
Messenger RNA from Solanum verrucosum, 2076 nucleotides. RefSeq lists its product as uncharacterized. The transcript has a single exon. NCBI's taxonomy places the organism in Eukaryota, Viridiplantae, Streptophyta, Magnoliopsida, Solanales, Solanaceae. The coding region runs from base 425 to 1957 and encodes 510 amino acids. Gene Ontology annotation, molecular function: S-adenosylmethionine-dependent methyltransferase activity. The record is from RefSeq and is a predicted model, not a curated record.